Molecule: messenger RNA, 1227 nt
Organism: Histoplasma mississippiense
Lineage: Eukaryota; Fungi; Ascomycota; Eurotiomycetes; Onygenales; Ajellomycetaceae
Exons: 2
Coding region: 1-1227 (408 amino acids)
Cellular component (GO): nucleus
Molecular function (GO): DNA binding
Source: RefSeq, a predicted model, not a curated record
AUGGCUAAUCAUCUUCUUGCCAUACGGAAGCCUAGCCAUACAAACCACCCUCCUCGCGUUGGCAAGAACUGGGUGUCAAAUCUAGUGGCACGCAGUCCAGAGCUCCAAUGCCGCUUCUCAAGACGCUAUAACCAUGAUCGGGCCAAGUGUGAAGACCGCAGGAUUGUGGAGGAUUGGUUUAAGACCCUAGAGAGGGUAAUGACUGAGCAUGGGAUUGUGUUUGAAGAUAUUUACAACUUUGAUGAAGCUGGGUUUGCAAUGGGGCUCUGUGCAACUACCAAGGUCAUUACUAGUGCUGAGCACUACGGACGAACAACUCUUAUACAGCCUGGGAAUCGUGAGUGGGUGACUGCAAUUGAGUCAGUCAACGCGUCAGGAUGGGCCCCUCCGCCGUAUAUUAUCCUCAAAGGUCACAAUAUUCAGGAAGGCUGGUUUGACGGGCUGCCGGACGCUGGAGAUUGGAUUGAGAAUAAGAUUAUUCCUCUCUGCAUGCCACCACAUUCUUCACACCUUUUGCAGCCACUAGAUGUGGGUGUUUUUGCACCUUUAAAGCGCGCGUACGGAACCCUAGUUGAACAGCGAAUGCGGCUAGGAUUCAACACCAUUAAGAAGGCAGAUUUCCUAGAUGCCUAUCCUGCAGCACGUCGGGAAGCCUUCAAGGCUUCAAACAUUCAAAGUGGGUUCAGGGCCACUGGAAUAGUUCCAUUGGAUCCUCAAUGCGUUGUUCAGCAGCUGAAUAUUCAACUCCGAACCCCUACUCCCCCAGCCAGCAGGUCAAGCAAUUCAACGUCAUCCUGGAUCCUACAAACACCUAGUAACCCCCGGCAAUUGCAGAAGCAGGUGAAUAAGGUCAGAAAUCUUAUGGAUCAGGAUCAACCUCAUGGGUUAGUGGAAGGCUUUGACCAAAUAACCAAGGCCUGCGAAUACGGGAUGGUCAGCGCCAUGGUUAUGAAGAAGCAGUAUGAGGAUAUUUUCAAUGCAAAUGAGAAAGAGAAGCAAAAACGCAAGAGGUCUACACGCAGGAUCCCAAGUGCAGGGGGUCUAACUAGGAAUGAAGCUCAGAAUCUUAUUAUUCCUGCAGCUGAGCCUGCUGAACAGCCUGUUAUUCAACAUUCCGUACCUGCGGCCCCGGAGCCUAGACCCCGCAUACGAGCGCCACAACGCUGCAGCAAUUGCAAUACUGUUGGGCAUACAAGAAUAAGAUGUCCUCAACUUCAUGUAAUUUAA